Messenger RNA from Melanotaenia boesemani (Boeseman's rainbowfish), 2315 nucleotides. RefSeq names its product Xan_ur_permease domain-containing protein. The transcript has 15 exons. NCBI's taxonomy places the organism in Eukaryota, Metazoa, Chordata, Actinopteri, Atheriniformes, Melanotaeniidae. The record is from RefSeq and is a predicted model, not a curated record. Gene Ontology annotation, biological process: transmembrane transport. Gene Ontology annotation, cellular component: membrane. The coding region runs from base 346 to 2169 and encodes 607 amino acids. Gene Ontology annotation, molecular function: transmembrane transporter activity.
UACAUUGUUCUAACCCCCAGUAAAGAUAAAUGAUAUUAAUGAAGACAUGAAGCUUUUUAUUUAAAACCAGGUCGGAGUGCCGUUUAUUUACCCAGCAAAACAGAGAGCAUCAUUUCUGCUUAUUCAUGGGCAGAUGCAGCAGGAUCUCCAGUCAUCACAGAGACUAUGGAGACUGAUGGAAGAAAAAAGAGUUUGUCUCCAUCUAGUGGUUGCAGAUGCACAAACCUUGGUCAUGAGCAGAGAUGAUGGCAAGCCUGCACCUAACUGAUAACAGCAAGCUUACACUUAACCACAGACGAGCUUUAGAAGCCACACUUAAGCCUGAGCCUAUAGGCUGAAGCUGACAUGACUCCAGAAAAAGAGGCCAAUGGACUUGAAAACUAUGGCUUUGCGCUGGAGGGACGCUUCUGUGAUUUACCCGACACUGAAGAGGACUCGGACUCUUCCAUUAAUGAAGACAGUAACAAACUGGCAUAUUGUGUAACAGAUGUUCCUCCUUGGUACCUCUGCAUCCUUCUGGGCACCCAGCACUGUCUGACUGCAUUUGGAGGAAUAAUUGCCAUCCCUCUGAUUCUGUCUCAGGGGUUGUGUCUACAACAUGAUGGCCUGACACAAAGCCACCUCAUCAGCACCAUCUUCUUGGUUUCUGGCAUCUGCACUCUGUUGCAAGUUACUUUUGGAAUUAGACUGCCCAUUCUCCAAGGUGGCACAUUCACAUUGCUGGCUCCCUCCAUGGCAAUGUUGUCCAUGCCGGAGUGGACAUGUCCUGCUUGGACGCAAAAUGCCAGCUCAGUAAACACCUCCUCCACGGAGUUCAUAGAAGUCUGGCAGAGUCGAAUGAGAGCCCUGCAGGGCUCCAUUAUUGUGGGCUCACUCUUCCAGGUGUUUGUGGGUUUUUCGGGCCUCAUUGGCCUUUUCAUGCGCUUCAUUGGACCUCUCACCAUCGCUCCGACCAUUGCUCUCAUUGGCCUGUCUCUGUUUGACUCGGCUGGUAGCAGCGCUGGAAACCACUGGGGCAUCUCUUCAAUGACUACAGCACUGAUCAUCCUGUUCUCCCAGUACCUCCGCCACAUAGCCGUGCCCUUCCCCACAUACAACAAGGACAAAAAGCUUCACACCUCUCACAUCUACAUUUUUCAGAUUCUCCCUGUCCUACUAGGAAUCACAUUGUCGUGGCUUAUCUGUUAUAUUUUGACUGCCUACAAUGUCCUUCCUGAAGAUCCAGACUUUUAUGGUUACCUUGCGCGCACCGAUCUGAAGGGAGAAGUUAUAAGUCAAGCUCCCUGGUUUACCUUCCCAUACCCAGGCCAAUGGGGGAAGCCAACUGUGAGCCUGGCCGGCGUGGUUGGCAUCUUGGCUGGUGUGAUUUCCUCCAUGAUAGAAUCUGUUGGGGAUUACCACGCUUGUGCAAGGUUAUCUGGAGCACCACCCCCACCUAAACACGCCAUCAACAGGGGCAUUGGGAUUGAGGGACUAGGCUGUCUGCUGGCUGGUGCCUGGGGUACGGGAAACGGAACCACUUCAUACAGUGAGAACGUCGGAGCUCUUGGUAUUACAAAGGUUGGCAGUCGUAUGGUGAUAGUGACCAGUGGCGUCUUGAUGGUUCUCAUGGGUAUACUUGGUAAAGUGGGAGCUAUUUUUACCACUAUCCCCUCGCCUGUGAUAGGAGGAAUGUUCAUGGUGAUGUUUGGUGUCAUCUGUGCAACUGGAGUUUCUAAUCUGCAGUAUGCAGACAUGAAUUCAUCCAGAAACAUCUUCAUCUUUGGAUUCUCCAUGUUCUCUGGUCUGGUCAUUCCUAACUGGAUCCUAAAAAACCCCAAAACUAUUGCUACAGGUGUGGUAGAGGUUGACCAGAUGCUGCAGGUACUGCUGACAACUAGUAUGUUUGUUGGAGGCUUCUUCGGCUUUUUAUUGGACAACACCAUUCCAGGAACAAAGCAGGAGCGAGGCAUCUUGGCCUGGAACAAGGCUCAUGAGGAUGAUUCCAGUAACACGCUGGAGAGUGGAGAAGUCUACAACCUUCCAUUUGGCAUCAGCUCGUCUUUGUCUUCUUUCUCCUGGCUUCGAUUCAUACCUUUCUGCCCUCCUGGUAUGUCCGGCUCCCUGGAGCCUAAGCAGCCACUUGGAAAUCCACCACCCUCUCAGAUCACUUUGGGAGUAGGUCUGUGAGUGGUGUUUAACAAAAACAUUUCCAUCAACGGCAGCUCAGUUUAUGUCACAUCUCUGAGGCAUUGUACUGUAACAACAUGGUGCAUAGUAUUAAAAUCAUCUUUUGGAGGGACGUUUGCAAAUAAAUGCCUUGAACUGACAUGUUA